AGGAGACGCUCGCCGCCCCCUGACCCCCAGCUCAGCGCCGUCUCCCGGCCCAGCCAGUGACCGUCCAGCCUCCCUCAGUCGCCCCUGCCAUGUCCGAGGAGUCGACCCCGGGCCCCAAGGAGAGCCCGCCGGCCCAGCCACGGGCAGGCUCCCGCGAGGUGUGGAAGAAGGGCGGCCGCCUCCUGUCCGUGCUGCUGGCCGUGAACGUGCUGCUGCUCGCCUGCACGCUCAUCAGUGGCGGCGCCUUCAACAAGGUGGCGGUGUACGACACCGACGUGUUCGCGCUGCUCACCACCAUGAUGCUGCUCGCCUCCCUCUGGAUCCUCUUCUACCUCCUGCGGACCGUGCGCUGCCCCAACGCCGUCCCCUACCGGGACGCGCACGCCGGCCCCAUCUGGCUCCGAGGUGGGCUGGUGCUGUUUGGGAUCUGCACUCUUGUCAUGGAUGUCUUCAAGACUGGCUACUACUCCAGUUUCUUUGAGUGCCAGUCGGCCAUCAAGAUCCUGCACCCUCUCACCCAGGCUGUGUUUGUCAUCGUCCAGACUUACUUUCUCUGGGUCUCCUCGAAAGACUGUAUUCACGUCCAUCUGGAUCUGACCCGGUGCGGUCUCAUGUUCACCCUCACCACAAACCUGGCCAUCUGGAUGGCAGCUGUGGUGGACGAGUCCGUGCACCAGACCCACUCCUAUGAUAGUUCCCACAGCAACACCAGCCACCUUCGCCUUGCCCUUGACCCGGAGCGUGCAGGCAGCUCGGUGGGAGGAGACUGUUCCUGCAACACGGCCAUCUGCCAGAUCUUCCAGCAGGGCUACUUCUACCUGUAUCCCUUCAACAUUGAGUACAGCCUGUUUGCGUCCACCAUGCUGUACGUCAUGUGGAAGAACGUGGGCAGGCUGCUGGCCUCCUCCACCCACGGCCACGGCCACGGCCACACCCCUUCCCGGGUCAGCCUCUUCCGGGAGACCCUUUUCGCUGGCCCGAUCCUGGGCCUGAUGCUCUUCGUGGUGGGGCUGGCCGUCUUCAUCAUCUACGAGGUCCAAGUGAGUGCGGAGGGGGGCCGCCUCCAGCAGGCCCUGGUCAUCUACUACAGCUUCAACAUCAUCUGUCUGGGGCUCAUGACCUUGGUCAGCCUGAGCGGCUCCGUCAUCUACCGCUUUGAUCGCCGGGCCAUGGAUCACCAUAAGAACCCCACUCGGACCCUGGAUGUGGCGCUGCUGAUGGGCGCCGCCCUGGGCCAGUACGCGAUCUCCUACUACUCUAUCGUAGCUGUGGUGGUGGGCACACCCAGGGACCUGCUGGGGGCGCUCAACCUAGCCCAUGCUCUACUCAUGAUUGCCCAGCACACCUUCCAGAAUGUGUUCAUCAUCGAAAGCCUCCACCGGGGACCGCCCGGGGCUGAGCCCCAUGAUACCACCCCCAAAGAACCCUGCCAUGGUCUUACCUUUGCCAACCUGGAUGCCCUCCACACCUUGCCUGGCUGCCCACCCACUCCUAGGCUGGUCGGCACCAACCCAGUGGGCCCUCAGGAAGCAGUGGCCAUCAUCUUGGCCCCCAGGGGCCACUGGAGACGCCGGUGCCUGAAGGACAUUUCUCUGUUUCUCCUGCUCUGCAAUGUCAUCCUGUGGAUCAUGCCUGCCUUCGGAGCCCGCCCUCACUUCAGCAACACCGUGGAGGUCGACUUCUAUGGCUACUCCCUUUGGGCGGCCAUCGUCAACAUCUGUCUGCCCUUCGGCAUCUUCUACCGUAUGCACGCUGUCUCCAGCCUGCUGGAGGUCUACGUGUUAUCCUGAAGCCCUUGAGAGACACGUAGGGGUGGGGCUCGGUUCAUGUGCCCACUCAGAGACACACCCCCCCCCCCCCGCAGGAAAGAACCCCAAGCUGGCAGUCACUGUGCCACAUUACCCCCCCCACCCCCCUACCCCCUCCCCACCCGCCCCAGGGGACCCAGGGUAAAAUUUGCACCAAAGUUAUUUUUCCAGGAGAGUUUUUACAUCACAAUCAGACAUAUCCACCCACCCCAGCAGAUUCUGCAGCAUGGAGUGGGUGGGGAGGAGAGAUCUCUUCCUAGAGCAGCCAGGACCAGGCAAGAUCAGCAAGUGUCUGCGGUUG
Molecule: messenger RNA, 2109 nt
Organism: Mustela erminea (ermine)
Lineage: Eukaryota; Metazoa; Chordata; Mammalia; Carnivora; Mustelidae
Gene: OTOP2
Product: otopetrin 2
Exons: 7
Coding region: 90-1790 (566 amino acids)
Biological process (GO): proton transmembrane transport
Cellular component (GO): membrane
Molecular function (GO): proton channel activity
Source: RefSeq, a predicted model, not a curated record